AGUCAAUUUAAUUUCAAAAAUUGAACUGUGAAGGCCCUCAUCCCCAUCUCAUGAUUAAUUUACCUUUUAUCUUUUCUUUUCCUCUCUUCUCCUUUCGGUAAAUACGCUUUUGUUGAGUGAGAGGGAAGAAGCAGCAGGUGAAGGCAGGCAAGGCAAGGCAAGGCAAGGCUUCGUAACGAUUAACGACGAAAGCAGUUGGCAGAAGGAAGGGAAGGAAGGAUUAAGGGACAAGGCGGUAGGCAAACCCGACCAGCCAGCCAGCUCCAUUAAUAGCAACCUCUCACCUGCUCUGAAAGCUUUCCUUCCUCUUCCACCAUCUCCCCCUAGUGAUAUAAGAUUAACGGCGGCGGGACGGCGGCGGUGGCGGCAGUAGCAGAGACGACUUGGGAUUCUCGAGAUCUGGUUAGUUUGGAAUCGUUUGAUUGCUCGUUUGCUGAUUGCUGGUGUAGUCGUGGUUGAUUCUGGCCACACGGAGUAGCAAUGCGGUCUGAGUGAUAAAUGACAAGGGCAAGAGCCAAGAGGAAGAGGAAGAAGAAAAGCAGCCUGCUGCCGCUACUCCAUUUCUAAGUUUGCAACUAUUAAUUUAAACCUGUUUUGGUCUUCGUUGGUUCUUCAUCGGCGGGACCAUGACUACCAAACGCGCCUACAAGCUCCUUACUUCCAAUUUCAUUUCCUUGACCACGGCUUUUACUUCCUUGAAAGAGGAAUUUGUGGCACAUUCUUCUGCUGUGAAUUGUCUCAAGAUUGGGAGGAAAUCGUCUAGGAUUCUAGUUACUGGAGGUGAAGAUCACAUUGUUAAUUUGUGGGCUAUUGGCAAACCCAAUGCAAUAUUGAGUCUGUCGGGACAUAAUAGUGGAAUCGAUUCAGUCAAUUUCGAUUCUUCGGAAGUCUUAGUGGCGGCGGGAUCUGCAAGUGGUACAAUCAAACUAUGGGAUUUAGAGGAGGCAAAGAUUGUCCGUACCCUCAGGGGCCAUAUGUCCAACUGCAUAUCCGUGGACUUUCACCCUUUCGGAGAGUUCUUCGUAUCUGGUUCUUCCGAUACGAACGUUAAGAUAUGGGAUAUCAGGAAGAAAGGUGGUUCUAUCCACACUUACAAGGGGCACACUAGAGGGGUCAAUGCAGUUAGAUGCACUCCAGACGGUCGUUGGGUAGUAUCUGGUGGACAGGACAACACUGUGAAGCUGUGGGAUCUGACUGCCGGGAAGCUAUUGCACGAGUUCAAGUGUCAUGAUGGGCAGAUUCAAUGCAUUGAUUUCCAUCCCAAUGAGUUCCUUUUAGCAACAGGAUCUGCCGAUAGAACUGUGAAGUUCUUUGACCUUGAAACUUUUGAACUGAUUGGUUCUGCUGGUCCUGAGGCGAGUGGAGUACGUUGUUUGACCUUCAAUCCUGAUGGGCGGACCGUCCUCUGUGGUUAUCAUGAAAGUCUGAAGGCUUUCUCUUGGGAACCGAUAAGAUGUCAUGAUGCCAUUGAUGUGGGAUGGUCCAGAUUGUCAGAUCUGCAUGUUAAUAGUGAUGGGAAACUCCUUGGCUGUUCUUAUAAUCAGAGUUGUGUGGGAGUAUGGGUCGCCGACAUCUCGCGGACAGAGACAUCUGCACUUGGCAAUUCUCAGAGGUUCAAUAGUCAUGUGGAAUCUAAAGCAAGUGGAAUGGGAAAUCAAUCAAUACUAACUGAAAACACUGCAAAAGCAAGUUUGGGGAGGGUAUCAGUUUCACAAGGGGCAGACUCUUUGGUAAAUGAAGCCAAGUCGUUAGGGAGACUGUCAGUCUCUCACAAUUCUGAUACCACCAAAGAUUUACCCAAAGAGUCAAAGACUAUAGCAUCCACAGGAAAUGUGCCUGGUACCCCUCAAAAGGUCAGCGUAAACUCUGGCGUAAAAGCAUUGGCCAAUCCCAUAACAGUUCCAAGUACUGGAGUCGCUAAGAAGAAUUAUUCAAAGGGCAAUCCAGCAAUGAGUGGUCCAGUCUUUAGUAAGGCAGAUGUUAUACCUGUGAUUGUGCCUAGAACUAGUGCAAGGUUGGAACGUAACUCUGAUUUGAGAAAAGAAACUAGUAUCAGUGGCAGAUCAAUGCAGUUUCCUUUGCAAUCAAAGACUAAUGAUUUCCGAAGGUUCCCUAGUAGUAAUGAUGACAUGGAGCAGCAGACUAUCUCUGUCCAGCAUGCGCCUACGGGAAGCAAUGUUGUGGACAGGACUAGUUUUCCUGCAGCAAAGGGCUCAAUUCAUGGAGUACUGGCUACUGAAAGGAGUUUGAAGGAGGACAGGUUGAUUGCAUCCAGAGGACCAGAAUCAAAUUUCAUGACAGAUCAACCUUCGACCUACCCUGUGGAAAUUUAUGAGAAUCGUGGGCAUAAAUUAUUUAGAGAUGCACCCUCGUUUGAAGGCCAAAAAGGAGGAAGAAUGCGCUCACUUGCUUUUAAUAUGGAGAAAAAUGGAAGAACAGCCUAUCAGGGGGCUACACCUGAUGUAUUACCUGGGAGAGCGUCCAGGGUUGUGCUCCCUCUUAAUAGAAGAGAGCACACCCCGUCUCCUGAAGCCAAGACGAUUUUGGGCACUGAUGAGGAUUAUAUAGCCGAUGUAAUGGAACCGCAUGACCAAUUUGUGAGCUCUAUGCAAUCACGAUUGGCCAAAUUGCAGGCUGUAUAUAGAUAUUGGGAGCGAAAUGAUGUCAAGGGGGCCAUUAGUGUGAUGGAGAAGAUGGCUGAUCAUGCUGUUGUUGCUGAUGUAACCAGCAUUAUUGCUGAGAAAAUUGACGUUGUUACCUUAGAUGUUUGCACGUAUCUUCUGCCUGUUCUAACAUCUCUUCUCGAAAGCAAAAUGGACAGGCAUUUGAGCAUCUCGAUGGAGUUGCUGGUAAAGCUCGUCCGGACAUUUGGUACUGUGAUCUACUCAACUAUAUCAGCUUCAACCACUAUCGGUGUAGACAUUGAAGCGGAGAGAAGAAUGGAGCGUUGCAAUCUUUGUUUCGUUGAGCUGGAAAAGGUUAAGCGCUGCUUGCCUUCCCUUGCAAGACGAGGAGGUUCGGUAGGGAAGUCUGCACAGGAGCUGAAUUUAGCUCUACAAGAAGUUUCAUAACUGACACGGGUUCGAGGAAAGCUAAAACUCGAGCUCGUGGAGGAAGGAAUGGCGUCUGGGUUUUCUUGUAAAUUCGUGCUAAAAUGAAGACAUUUCUUGGUGACCCACUCACAUGGUUUUUACACUGAGACCACCAGAAAGAAGGCUAACAGAAAUCUGUAUCUCGUCGCUCCCGCUGCUGCUGCCUGCAGACGAAUGGAGAGAGUGCUGAAUGGAGAGAGUUGUUACAGGAAUUCUUUGCGUUCGUUUGAAUGCAUAACCUGUACUCCACAAACAAGAAUGUAAUACGGUGUUGUUUUGAUUGUUUACCGUUAUCAUAGAGGGCUAGGUAGGGAUAUGAAAGUGUACUCUGAUUGCUUCAUUGUUAUCGCUCGGGCUAAAAAGUGCCUAAUGAAAUUAUCAUCGUAAAGAUGAAAGUGUUCUCUUCUACUACAGUCUGCAGCCUGCUAGUAUUUCAUUCUAAACAGC
Messenger RNA from Linum tenue, 3539 nucleotides. The record is from the annotation of a GenBank genome assembly. NCBI's taxonomy places the organism in Eukaryota, Viridiplantae, Streptophyta, Magnoliopsida, Malpighiales, Linaceae.